ACUCGGUGCCCAUGUCGGACAUGUCUCUGUCUCCCAGCAGCAAUUAUAUGUACACUUCUUGGAAUUCUGAUCCAUCAGGCAUGCAGGAUCUCCAUCAGCACACAGAGCAGGAGAGGAUCCCCUUGGUAUCUAUUAAAGCACACAGGCAGAAUAUAAAUGAAAUGGGGCCACAGUUGAGUGAGUCACCAUCUGAGUAUGCUAUGAACUACUGCCCUCAGAGGACUCUCACUCCCCAGAUGAUGUACCACCAAAGAACGCCUCCCUCUGAGCCAGGAAUGGUUUUCAAUGAACAUCCGACAAUGCCUUUAGAGUUCAGUAAUCCAGAGUUGGCCAUGCCCUAUUGGGGGAGCCUUAGGACACCCACCAGUAGGCCACUGGUCUCAGCUCUCAGUGGAAUCCCAAUGAUGUCCCAUAGUAGGGCACCAACAAUGCAUUAUUUGGACUACCUAACUUCUAACAGAGACUCUACAACAUACCAGAUGUUCUCUGCCUCAAACAUGCCUUUUGAAGAGACCCAGGUGAUGCUCCCUGGUACAAAUCAGGUGUUUCCCACUAGUAAUCCUGAUUAUUCUGGGAUGCUUCCAGCUGAGUCUCCAUCAUUGCUGGCUUUAGGAUCCUAUAGUGAUUAUCUGAGCCAACCAGUCUUCCAGGAAUACUCAUUCCUACCUGGACAACCUAGACCUGCUUCCCAGAGUGGAGAGCAGGCAAGUGCUGAAAGGAGAGACUCCCCACCUUUGAGGCCUUACAGCUGCCACUAUGAGAACUGUGGGAAAGCCUAUACUAAGAAAUCACACCUUGUGAGUCACCUGCGUAAACACACAGGUGAGAGACCCUAUAAAUGCAACUGGAAAGGUUGCCUGUGGUCUUUCAUGCGUUCUGAUGAGCUUGGACGCCAUAUGCGGAUCCACAAUAAGAAUCGACCAUACAAAUGCCACUGCGGCCGAGAAUUCACGAGAUCUGACCACCUCAGGCAACAUGAAAAGACUCAUCUGCGGGAGUUACUUUCCCUACACCCUCAUUUGGCUGAUCUUCCUGGUCUUGGUCUUUAGGUCAAGCCCCUCAUUUUGGCUUCUCCACCCAGCACUUGCCAGCCUUUGAUCAAUUCAUUCCUUUGGCAGGGCCCAGCUUAUGAGAAGACAGUCUUCUGAAGCUCAGGAACCAUCCAGGGACUCUCUGAACACUGUUGCCUGCCAGGUUUAGCCACAUGAGAAGAUGAAGCCAAGUAGAGACUGGAUUUUUUAAAAAAAUAAUUAAUCUUAUCUGAUACCCUAGCUUGAAACUAUAAUUGCCCCACUUUGCCUGCUACACAAAAUUCAACUUCUUUGUCUUGGUCUGCCCCAGUUUCUAGAACUGGGCUAUGUUUAGAUACUGAACUCACCAUUCACUAGCCUUGGAACCUUGGGAAAAAUGUCUUUGAUUAUUAAGCCUUGUCUUCUGGAGAUGGUAAAAUCAGUCUUGGUCUUAGGCACAGAAUCUGAUUCACUCUCCUCUCUAGUACUUACUAGCCAGUGCCCAGAGCUCCUGUCUCCCACUACUUCCAGGCUUGGCUGGAAUGUACCUCUAGACAUGGGGUUUGACAUCUCAGGCAGCCACCAGCAAUUAAUGCUUUUGGGGGUCAAGCAUGACUUGUGGGAGAUGGGAGCUUAAAUGGCAGAUUAGUUCCUUCUCCCUGAGUUUCAGCAAAAUACUUUCUCCAAAUAGCAGCAAUGGGAAGGCCUCCCAGGUAGCCAGUGGACGCACUUGCUGUGCUUCUUCAAGGCUUGUCAUGAAAUAAGACCCAAACUGAUAUCUCUGCACUUCUUCCCUGUUCCCCUUCAUGACACCUAGGGUUUGUACCUUCCAAUAAAAUGUUAGUACUUA
Messenger RNA from Erinaceus europaeus (western European hedgehog), 1860 nucleotides. RefSeq names its product KLF transcription factor 17 (gene KLF17). Gene Ontology annotation, molecular function: DNA-binding transcription factor activity, RNA polymerase II-specific; RNA polymerase II cis-regulatory region sequence-specific DNA binding. Gene Ontology annotation, biological process: regulation of transcription by RNA polymerase II. Lineage: Eukaryota; Metazoa; Chordata; Mammalia; Eulipotyphla; Erinaceidae. The transcript is spliced from 2 exons. The record is from RefSeq and is a predicted model, not a curated record. The coding region runs from base 12 to 1049 and encodes 345 amino acids.